GAUCCAGCCACCCCAAUAAAGACAGCGCCUGACGUGCGUGAGAAACGACUUUGCCCAUCGUCAGCCUGACUUGAUGCCCCUCGUAGUCAGCAUUUUUACCAAUCGCCCCCUCUGCGGAAUGCCAAGAGCUGCCAUGAAGUGCUGCAGUCUCGCGCGGUCUUCUGAUGCUCGCGCCGCGAACAUGGAGGAGACUCUGGGCAGCGCCUUCCGCUCCGUGGUUGUGCCGCCGCUGCUGCUGGCGCUGCUGCUGCUGCUGCAGGGCGCGCCGGCGCGCUGCGCCGCUCCGCACGAGCGGCCCACGUCCUCGGCGGGCGCGGGAGGCCUAGGGGAGGUCGGCACCGCCGCCGCCGUGCCGGACCUGCCCAUGGCCGUGUACGAGCAGAAGUACUACCUGCAGCGACUGUUCACGCGCUACGGCCAGGAGGGGCACCUCUCCCUCGAUGCCCUGCAGAAGCUGCUCGUCAACCUGGGCAUCGGUGAGAUCCGGGUGCUCGAAGAUCAGGAAGAAGAUCACGAUCACGAUGAAGAUCACGAUCAGGACCACGACCAGGAGAACGAUCAGGACCACGACCGCGAUCACGGCCGCGAUCGGGGCGACGGCGACGCCGGGCGUCGAGCUGGCCACGACGGCCUCCUCGGGCCGAUGGACCGCCGCAGGGGCGGCUCGUCGAGCGCCACCGACGGCGCGGGGGAUGUCGGGCCACGGACCGCGGCCCCGACGGGCGGCGCCGGGGAUUGGCGAGGGCCCCCGAGAGGCGCGCCGAGAGGCGCCCGCGGCGCCCGGGAGGUGCCCCACGGCGGUGGGGCCUGGGGAGCCGCGGAGAAGCAAAGCCGGACGGCGGUCCAGGACUACCUCGCGUCGCUGGGCUUGUCGGGAGAUCACGGCCACAUUCACGAAGAGUGCAUGAACAUCACCACGCUGCUGUGGAACUACGGCAUGUCGUCGGCUUCCGGCGUCAACCAGGACCAGUUCAUCUUCCUGUGCCCGGCGAUGCUGUACCAGAUCGACAGCCGCGUCUGCGUCAAGCAGCAGCACGACCGCCACGGCGCAAGCGGCGCCGCCACCGCCCCCGACACCGGUGCGGCCGCCUGGGGCUGGGGCUUCCUUGCCAUCACGGCCAUCUCGCUGCUCUCCCUGCUGGCCGCCGCCUUCAUCCCGGCCCUGUCGCCCGACGCGCUGUCCAGCAUGCUGGGCUUCCUGGUGGCGCUGGCCGUCGGGACGUUGAGCGGCGACGCUCUGCUGCACCUGCUCCCCCACGCGCAGGGCGGAGGACACGGGCACAAGCCGGGAGGGGCCGGCGGGGACUGGACGAGCGGCCUCGUCGAGCAGCUGCUGCCGCUGGGCAAGGGGAUGGCGGCGCUCGGAGGCGUCUACCUCAUGUUCCUCCUGGACAGUCUGCUGCCCCUGCUGCGCGUCCGGCGCGAAGAGAAGAAGAGAGAGGCCCGGGAGGUGCGCGAGGGAGGAGAGAAGGCGCCGCCCUGCGAGGAGUUGGAGCUCAAAGUUGACGCAGCGUGCCGCUCGGGCGGCAGCGACGCGGAGAAGGUGUCGCGAGGAGACCGGGACCCGGAGCGUCGCCGCGAGGGGCGUGCCCACGGCGGGGGCCUCGAGCAGCACCGCGGGCACUCGCACGCGCCCCUCGGCAAGGCGGGCCGCGUCGGCAACAUCGCCUGGAUGGUCAUCAUGGGCGACGGCCUCCACAACUUCACCGACGGCCUCGCAAUCGGGGCGGCGUUCAGCAGCAGCGUCACGGUGGGGCUCAGCACCUCCAUCGCCGUGCUCUGCCACGAGGUCCCCCACGAGCUCGGUGACUUUGCGGUGCUGCUGCGGGCCGGGAUGUCUCUGCGCCGGGCGGUCUUCUACAACCUCCUGUCGGCGCUGCUCGGCUACCUGGGCAUGGCCAUCGGCGUGGCCGUGGGCCGCCACCUCCGCUCCUUCACCCUCUGGAUCUUCGCGCUCACCGCGGGCUGCUUCCUCUACGUGGCGCUCGUCAGCAUGCUCCCGGAGCUUCGCGCCGACGGCCGCGGGCCCAAGGGCCUCGGCCGCUUCUUGCUGCAGAACGCCGGCCUCCUCCUCGGCUUCGCCAUCAUGUUCCUCAUCGCCCUCUUCGAGGACAGCAUCGCCCUCAGCCUCAGCUUCUAGGCCACAGCGGCAGCAGGAGCCGGAGAGGCCCUCGCUUGCACAUCGGCAACGCACGUUGUGGUUGUUGUUGUUGCGGUUGUUGUGGUUGUUGUGGUGGUUGUGGUUGUUGUUGUGGUUGUUGCGGUUGUUGUGGUUGUCGGGUUGUACACAUCCCAUCGACCGCACCCCGGCGGUAUCGGAAUCGCAGCCUCGCCUUGCCGAGCCCCGCUCGAGCCUCGGACCCAAAGUCGUGACGACGACGACUGCGCCUGCUGCUGCUGCUGCUGGGACGCGGGCGACCGCCGGCGGCGGCGGCGGCGGCGCGUUACUCCGUCGGCGUCCCACCGGCACCGCCUCGCGGCGGACGCUCAAAAGCAGCUUGAGAGCGAUUGGUGCGGCACGUGACGAGAAUGAGGCUCGCUCGCUCACGGGGGGGGCACCACGUGCUGCCAUCUCCGUUGCCCUCCUUCAUCGGACCGGCUGAGCCCAACGACCUGACCUUUGAACCGUGUCUUCCCUUGGAAGUCUGAGCGCGUGGAAGUGUGUGUGAGUGUGUGUCCAUGUGAGUGUGAGCGUCCACGUGAGUGUGAACGCGUGUCCAUGUGAGUGAGUGUGAGUGUCCACGUGAGUGUGAGCGUCCACGUGAGUGUGAACGCGCGUCCACGUGAGUGUGAGCGAGUGCGUGAGCACGUGCACGAGCGUGUGAGCGCGCAUGUGAAUGUGUGCGCUCGUGGGGAGCGGUGGCGCAGUGGUUAGCGCGCUGCGCUACGAUCCCGGCGACUCGAGUACGAUUCUCGCUCACGACCGACAACGGUGGUGACAAUUUUAACCGGUCCUGGGCCUCCCCUAGGUGGACUCGACUUUAAACGUAAACCCGGCGCGGUGUGUAAACAUCAGCACUGGGGAGACAAAGGUGGCCGGCAGCGGUGCUGGGCUCACCACCUCCUUGCGUGCCAUUCCGCCUUUAAUAGGUGCUCGCUAACAGCAUUGCCCCAGCCGCAGCAGCAGCAGUCUGUGAAAGGCUGUACGGGCAUCUCUGUCUCUUGUGUGUGCACCUGACAGUAGUUCGCGUGCUGCAGUUGCUGACAAAUUGCGGCAACCAGUUCCUUUUAGCCUCGCCGAGAAAAUUGUUUACGUAACAUUUCACGCAGCUGAGCAUUGUCAUUAUAUUCAGGAUAAUGGUGAAGUAUCACGUUUAAUUAAGCUUAAUGAUGCCAUCACUUGUUAAGUAUUCAUGUUAAUGAUGCCAUCGCUUGUUAAGUAUUCAUGUUAAUGAUGCCAUCACUUGUUAAGUAUUCAUGUUAAUGAUGCCAUCUCUUGUUAAGUAUUCAUGUGAACAUUGCUAGUCCAAGAUUGUGGUCGUGAGAUUUACACACAAACAGAAAGCCAUGGUGUUUUUAUAUUGUCCUUAAAAAUAAUUCAAUUCACAAUGUUUACCGUCUACGUUACGCUGAUUAUAAUGAGUCAUUGCCGUCUUUUAGAUGCAGCGGAUAUGUACCUGGGCCUGAUGCCUAAGACAAUUAAAACUCAUUGACGCGUCACGUA
This is a messenger RNA of Petromyzon marinus (sea lamprey), 3664 nucleotides long. The record is from RefSeq and is a predicted model, not a curated record. Lineage: Eukaryota; Metazoa; Chordata; Hyperoartia; Petromyzontiformes; Petromyzontidae.